Messenger RNA from Gryllus bimaculatus (two-spotted cricket), 2541 nucleotides. The record is from the annotation of a GenBank genome assembly. NCBI's taxonomy places the organism in Eukaryota, Metazoa, Arthropoda, Insecta, Orthoptera, Gryllidae.
CAGUCAUGAAUUGUGAUUCAUUACUGCUAAGUAACAAAACAGUUUGUAAAAAUUCUAAUUUUGUAGCAGUUAAGAUUCUGAUCUACUUUUAAGAAAGCUUCUAAGUGUAUUUGAAUGUUAUAUAUGGCAGUACAAGAAGAACACUUCAUUUUCAUAAAAAGAAGUAUAUCUUUUUAUUCACAAUAAUAAUUUGGACAGAAGAGGGUUAAUAGAUCAAGAUAGAAGGUGGAAAGAGUCGUUGCAACGUAUUAUGGGCAUAUGAUAAUGAAAGUUUUACUGGUUUUUGACCAUAAAUACAUCAAAACAUAUUAAAUCAAACUUCUCGCGAAACAAAAGACGUAGAUGGUUGCGCCUUUGUUUGUUCUCCACUCUAUGCUGCACAUGCUGCACUGGUGUACUAGCAAGCACACAAGGAGCAGACUAUAGGCUACUCCUGCCUGCUCGUGCCCGCAGAAGAGUAGAAAACUAAAAAUGGCGUCGUUAAUGACUUCGAGAGUAAUUUUUAAUCCAGUACUUCGAAAAACUGUGAAACUUAUUUUCUCAAAAGAACUGAGAAAUUACCAUUGUUGUAUUCGAGCAAAUAAAUAUGCUCUUCCUGUUAUUAACUAUGUGCGACUGUAUGCUUCUGAGAAGAAAGUCUAUUCCCGUGAAAAACCACAUUGUAACGUGGGCACAAUUGGACAUGUAGACCAUGGCAAAACCACUCUUACUGCUGCAAUUACCAAAGUCUUAGCUGAUAAAAGACUUGCAGAAGCAAAGGGGUACAGCGAUAUUGAUAAUGCACCUGAAGAGAAAGCACGUGGAAUUACAAUUAAUGUAGCGCAUGUGGAAUAUGCCACUGAUAGUAGACAUUAUGGGCAUACGGAUUGUCCCGGGCAUGCCGAUUAUAUCAAGAACAUGAUCACGGGCACAGCCCAAAUGGAUGGGGCAAUUCUUGUAGUUGCUGCUACAGAUGGUGCUAUGCCUCAGACAAGAGAACAUCUUUUAUUGGCGAAACAGAUUGGUGUCAAUCAUAUUGUGGUUUUUAUUAAUAAGGUCGAUGCAGCUGACAAAGAAAUGGUGGAACUUGUUGAGAUGGAAAUCAGGGAGUUGUUGAGUGAAAUGGGAUACGAUGGUGACAAUAUUCCUGUUAUACAAGGUUCAGCUCUCUGUGCACUGGAAGGAAAGAAUCCAGAAAUUGGUGCUCAGGCUAUCUUAAAAUUGCUGGAUGAAGUAGAUAAACAUAUUCCAACUCCAGUAAGAGAAUUGGAUAAACCAUUCCUCUUGCCUGUAGAGAACACAUAUUCCAUUCAAGGAAGAGGUACAGUUGUCACAGGUCGUUUAGAGAGAGGAAUUUUAAAGAAAGGAAUGGAAUGUGAAUUUGUUGGCUAUAACAAAGUGCUGAAGACAACUGUUACAGGUGUAGAAAUGUUCCAUCAAAUAUUAGAAGAAGCUCAGGCAGGUGACCAGGUGGGUGCAUUAGUACGAGGAGUUAAGCGUGAUGAUGUUAAACGUGGAAUGGUCAUGUGCAAACCAGGAACUGUGAAAGCUUGUGAUCAAGUUGAGGCCCAGGCAAGUACUGUUUUGUAUCAAAAGGUGUAUAUAUUAACCAAAGAAGAAGGAGGUCGUUCCAGACCCUUCACGUCAUUCAUUCAGUUACAGAUGUUUUCUCGAACAUGGGACUGUGCUUCGCAAGUAACCAUCCCAGAUAACAAGGAAAUGGUGAUGCCUGGGGAGGAUACAAAACUGGUUCUAAGACUAAUGCGGCCAAUGGUUUUGGAAAAGGGUCAAAGGUUUACACUCAGAGAUGGAUCCCUUACCUUAGGCACAGGUGUAAUUACAAAUAUUCUACCUGCAUUAACAGACAAAGAGCGACAAUCAUUGACAGAAGGCAAGAAAGCUCGAGAACAACGGCUUAAAGCGGAGCAACAGUAAAGUGAUGCAUCUGGAUACAAACUUGAAGUAACCUCUUGUGGAUAGUUUUGUUCAGUGAACUAUGCUAAGACUGUACAAUUGGACAAAUGACUUGCAAGUGUCUUUUUAUUUUCCUCUUUUGUGUUGUCUUGCAAGUCCAUAGAGUACUAGAUUUUAUAAAAGAAAGGACAUAUUCAAAAGAUCUGUCAUAAUUGUGGAACAUCGUAAAGUGACAUCUGAUAUGUGGUAGUUAAAUUUUUGUGUAGAUAGUUGAAUACGAAUAAUAUUGCCUAGUGUUUCCUAAUACAUUUCCAACAAAUAAAAUUGUCUUCAACAGGCCUUUGUUCUGUUACAUAAAAAUUGCAUUUAUUUAAUAUCAAAUAUUUUAUCUUAGAUACUGAUGUUUCUGAAAAAUGGAGAGAGAUCAAUAGUAUUGGUUUGAAACAUUGGUGGAAGAAUUUAGGGAAAGUAAUGCAUCUUGAAUUCCUUGAGAAAAACUUUAAACUUGUAUUAUUUCAUUCCUGUUUGAGACACAGUUUCACCAGCAGUACAAUGCUCUGUAUAGCUUGAUCACCAUAGCUUCAGUGUUUCCCUAGAAGGUAUGAGCAUGUGACAAGCAAAUUUGGUUUAAUAAAGCUGUUAAUUACA